This is a messenger RNA of Magallana angulata, 2753 nucleotides long. RefSeq names its product ficolin-2-like. Bases 94 to 1128 code for a protein of 344 amino acids. The transcript has 6 exons. NCBI's taxonomy places the organism in Eukaryota, Metazoa, Mollusca, Bivalvia, Ostreida, Ostreidae. The record is from RefSeq and is a predicted model, not a curated record.
ACCGUUUGGAUUCUGCGAUUGAUUCCGUAGAUCGAAAACAUUAAAAGCUCACCCCACAUGGCAAACGAACUUAUGAGCAAAGAGUAGUAUAAGAUGUCUGCGUUUUUCAACCAAAGAGUAAUAUUUACAGUCCUUGCAAGUAUUGCAACGUUAUCUCCAACACUCGCUGCCCCGAUUGUUCUGAAGGAGACCUUUACCCAUACAGGCAACCAUUUUUACGGCAACACCAGCCAUGUUUUAAGGGAGCUCCCCGCGCCUACGCUGGGUGACGUGACUGGAUUUUGUUCCAAACAAUGUAUGUAUGAUCUGCAGUGUAACGGAUUCGAAGUCUGCACCCUAUCAGGGGGAAGUCAGUCCUGCCGCUUGGCCAAUGGGGCCUCCAAAGGUUCUCUGGAAUUUCAAGCCGAUGAAAUCUGCCAUUACUACGAUUUGAUCACUAACUGUGAUGUGGGGGUGUUUGACAGAGUGACAGGGGCGUGUAACCCUGUCCCCGGACAGUCGGCAGGGACGUACGGAGGAUGUUCUGAUUGCGCUUGCGUUGCCAUGUCAACUACUGUAAGCGGGGUGUAUACAAUCAUGCUAGAUGGCGCUCCACUAGAUGUUCAGUGCGUCAUGAAGGACGGUUUUGGAUACACGGUGAUCAUGGAUAGAAACGAUGGGAGUGUGGACUUCUAUAAAACCUACAGCGAGUACGAGAACGGAUUUGGUAGUCCAUAUACUGAAACCUGGAUCGGAAAUAAGUAUAUCCACUUGCUGACGGCGGCGGGUAACAACGUUCUGAGGUUUGAAUUCGAGGAUUACCUUUCGAACACUCGCUAUGCACAGUACAGCAGUUUUAAUGUGGACUCUGCCUCAACUAACUACCUCAUGACGGUGUCUGGCUACACCGGCACCGCAGGAGACAGUAUGUCUUAUCAUAACAACGCCCCAUUUUCGGCAAAGGACGUUGAUCAUGACACCAAUGCCGGAAACUGCGCAGUGGACUAUUUAACGGCCUGGUGGAACUUGAGCUGUCUGCGCAUCAAAUUAACUGCGACGUACGCACCUAGCGGAUAUAACGUCAUGGGCUGGCAUGGCUGGGAAUCGUACAAACCUCUGAAGGUUGCGAGGAUGCUUAUUCGACAUUAGAUGGAUUAUUUUUUUUAACUUCUUCACUGAAAAGUUUGAACUCGAAAAUAGUACGAUUUUUAGGGUUUCUUAUUUGAGUGAUUUAGACAAAUACAGUAUUUAUUUGAACUUAUAUAUUUAUGUUGACAUUUCAAAAUUGUAUAGUUCAGAAAUAUUUUUCUAAAAGUCAGAAGGUAUAAAGAUAUUUCAUUUGUACGGUUGUCUGUAUUGUAAAUAUAGGUCGAUAAAUUCGAAUUGAAUAUUGAAAUGUACUGGAGUUGCAAUUGAACUUCAAAUAUUUCCUUGCAUUUGAAUAAUAUUUUACAAGUAAAGAAGAACAACUCUAAAAUUUAUCAUUUAGGCACAGUUAUGGUCAUGAUUAGCAAUUUUAAUUCAUUUAAAAUUCUACAAUCACCGAUAAUAUUAUCUCAUUCGAUAAUCAUAUUAAAACGUUGUAUCAAUAAUUGUUAAUGUGUUUUGGUUGUUUCCAAACACAAUUUCUUUUAGCAUUACUUUUGAAAUAAAGACCGAAAUACUUUGUACCUUAAAAUAGAACUUAAUAUUUUGUACCUUUUGCAGAAAUGCUUUAAUAUUUCCUAAUACCUUUUUCUGUACCAUUAGACAUUAACAUAUAGUGUGUGUGGUUGAGUUAUAUCCAAGUUUCCCAAUAAAGCAUUAGGAAAAAAAAGCUGUCCAAAAACAAAGCCCCCCUCUUUCUCUGCCUUUACAGACAUCUCUUUAUAAUAAUUUCAUUUCGAGGAGCUUUAAAAUCGAAAAUUAGAUUGAAACCUCCUGAUCAAUUGUUUACAUUUUACUUAUUUCCUUUGAAAAAUAAAAUUGUUUAUAUUUUUGUAGAACAAAGGAGAGCCAAGUACAUUUAAGUCAAUUCAAUAUUUACUUCUUGCAAAGAGGGUCAAAAUUUUCUUCGGGUAUACAAUGUAUAUACUAGUCAAAUAAAAAGUCAUCAUAGAUAGAUUCGAGAGGCCAUAUACUGUAUACAUUGCCACCGUUUUAUUUAAAUUUGUGUUUUAUAUUUGUUUGAUUUAUUUGGCACGUGCAACCACUUACUUUUUUAUGAGGGAAUUUUGACCUCAGGGAUGGCAAGCAUACAAAAUCAAUAUCGAUUUUCUUUAUUAGCAUCUUAAAAUGAACGUUCUGUAUUGAAUUGUGCCUCUUAAUUGAGUUAAGCUUUUAAAUACUGUUAACAAUGUAACCAUAACAAAGUUAUGAUAUCGAUAUAGGUACAUUGUUAGCGAUUGAAUUUUAUUUUCAAUAUGAAAAGUUGUUUGACUUUGGCUCAUUAGGGAUCGACAGAAAUUUCAUUGUGACAUAUGACUAUUGAAAGAAACCCAAUGUUUAUAUACUGAAACUCGUGGAUUAGUUUUGUUCAAUAAACAGAGAACUGUUAAAAUGGUGUUGCUCGUUACAAAUAGUUCAUUUUUUUAACGUGAUGAUAUUUUAAUUAGUAGAAAAUGAAGAAUGCGAAAUCCAGUAGGAGCUUCAUAUAUAAUACAGUUAUCUUUGAAGAUGUUCGCUCCGCGCCACUCUACCGUUUUAUUUAUAAAUUCAUGAAUCCACAAUGAAAUCCGAACGGCGAAAAUAAAAACGUUGUGGGUAGAGAGGUGUCAGUAGGCGUAUUAUUACAA